This is a messenger RNA of Microthlaspi erraticum, 360 nucleotides long. The record is from the annotation of a GenBank genome assembly. Lineage: Eukaryota; Viridiplantae; Streptophyta; Magnoliopsida; Brassicales; Brassicaceae.
AUGGUAUCAAUGAUAUCCAUUCAAAGCGUAGGUUAUGGGACCAGCCCUGCGAAUUCCAAAUCCUUUAUAGAAGGCCUCCUCCACUCUCUUCUCCUUUCUUUCCUCGCUUUGCUUCUCCGAAAUGAGAUCUCCUCACUUUCAUACUCUUUCCUUCGAACAAGUUUUUCCGUAUUUCGCUCGACGCUGCCAGAGCUUCUCUCAUUCCGGUCGUUAAUGGGUCAUCUUCAAUCUCCCAAAAACGGACCACGACAGAGAGCUUCGCAUAGUGAGAGACACCAACCAGUGACGGGUUUCUUCAUCGAAGAGAUUUCCAGGAUUGUUUCUCAGACUCACAGCCAAUCCACUAAAAAGAAAACAUAA